GAGCGAGUAGGAAACGGCGGCGACGAGGGGUGGUCGGCGGUGGUCGCGGCCAAGAAGAGGAAACCGGCAGGGUGGUUCGAGGCGGGACAGGAGGCGCUGACGCCCUGGCGACUGCCGGGGUGGUUUACCCGGCCGCGACAGCGACGUUGUUCCCUGGCCGGGUGUCAGCUGGACACCACCACCCCGAGUUCACCACCACGUUGGAGGUGGGGUUCCCGGCGCGCGGCACCACCGCCUCUAUGGCGUUGGUAGCCGCGCCGCCCUCGUGGCCCUCGCGGGACCCCGGGGCCAGCUUGGCCGCGACCGGUGCAGCCGCCGCCGCUGCUGCCGCCGCGGCCGGUGCCGCAGCCGCGGCCGCGUCCGCCGCGGGCCCAGGUCCCAUACAAAUCGCUCCACCGCCCCCGAUGCCCCCGACUCACCUGACGCCAUCCGCCACGCCGGAGGACAUUACCUGUCUCGUGCCCGCCGGAGCGGUUCUCACGCCCAGGGACCCCCUGCCGCCCAGCACCACCCCCGGAAGCCAAGCCAACAGCUCGCAAUCCGGCAGCUCGCAAACCGACAAAUCGCCCAACAUCGAGUGCGUCGUCUGCGGGGACAAGAGCAGCGGCAAACACUACGGCCAGUUCACCUGCGAAGGAUGCAAAAGCUUCUUCAAGAGAAGCGUCAGGAGAAACCUAACUUACUCGUGUCGAGGAAAUAGGAACUGUCCCAUCGACCAACACCAUAGGAAUCAGUGCCAGUUUUGUCGAUUGAAAAAGUGCCUGAAGAUGGGCAUGCGCCGGGAAGCCGUACAAAGGGGUCGAGUGCCACCGUCGCAGCCAUCGCUACCAGGUUUGCCGGGACAGUUCGCUCUGACGAACGGUGACGCGGUCGCGUGUGCCAACUUGAACGGUCAUUCUUACCUCUCCUCGUACAUAAGUUUGCUGCUGAGGGCAGAACCGUAUCCGACCUCGCGAUACGGCCAGUGCAUGCAACCGAACAACAUCAUGGGAAUCGACAACAUCUGCGAGCUCGCGGCGAGAUUGCUGUUCUCGGCGGUCGAAUGGGCCAGAAACAUCCCGUUCUUCCCGGACCUACAAGUCACCGACCAGGUUGCCCUGCUCAGGCUAGUUUGGAGCGAGUUGUUCGUGCUAAACGCGAGUCAGUGCUCGAUGCCUCUGCACGUGGCGCCGCUGCUCGCCGCGGCCGGUCUUCACGCCUCCCCCAUGGCGGCGGAUCGCGUCGUCGCCUUCAUGGACCACAUCAGGAUCUUUCAGGAACAAGUGGAAAAAUUGAAGGCGCUUCACGUCGACUCCGCGGAGUACAGUUGCCUCAAGGCCAUCGUCCUCUUCACCACAGAUGCUUGUGGAUUGUCGGACGUGGCGCAUAUCGAGUCCCUUCAAGAGAAGUCGCAGUGCGCCUUGGAAGAAUACUGCAGGACUCAAUACCCGAAUCAACCGACGAGAUUCGGCAAGCUGCUUCUUCGAUUACCCUCGCUGAGGACGGUGUCGUCGCAGGUGAUCGAACAGCUGUUCUUCGUGCGGCUGGUCGGGAAAACGCCGAUCGAGACGCUGAUCAGGGAUAUGUUACUGAGCGGUAGCAGCUUCAACUGGCCGUACAUGACCACGAUGUGACAUUCUGUCUGGCGACAGCUAGCUUCCGCGUAAUACCCUCGCGCCAUUUCCCAUCGCCUCGUCCCUCUUCGUCGUCGUCGUCUCUUCGCCUCUCCGUCGUACGAGCACCGUCGCUCGCUUCGCGCGACCUCCCAACGAUUCGCCAAGCAUUCGCGGCUCCCCUGGGCUCCGAAACGGUGUCGAGGAAACGAAUCGCGCGCGACGAUCGGACGAGUCGGCGAAUCUGGACGAGGACGAGCGAACGAACAGGUCGAAGAGAACAAUACGAGGCAGCGAUAAAGACGCUCGAAGGUCGCGGUUCCAGCUUUUUCGAAGCACUCGAUCGAUCGCGCUACGGAUGAAACGAAAGGCGCGAGCUCGCGUGUUUCGCCAGACCUUUUUCUCUGCAAUUGCAUCGCGUCCCGGCGCUCGAAGAGCCGGGAAAGCGUUCGGGCUCGAACGCAGGAAAGAGAAGAAACGAGGGAAAAGACGAAAGGCGAAGCGGAAUCGAGACGAGCAGCGAUAUGGAAGGGGGAAACGCGGCGCGAAGAAAUCAUAAAUUAGCAUUUGUAAUCGACGGCAGGGGAUCUGGUAGAUCCUUCGCUGGCCGCUAUCUCGCAUCGAUCUCGCGUCGAGUAAUUGCCGUUAGUCGAGUCACGCCGAAACCCUUAGUCACUCGUUUCGACGUUUCGUCGUCCGCGUUCGUUCCACCUUUCUUUCGCCGUCUUUCGUGUUUCUUCUUUCUUGAUCCGUUCUCGCGAACCACGUUUCCCUACCACGUUUCGCGCUACUCUAUCGAAAUUCACCCAAGCGACCCAAUUACACGGACCGCUCACCGCGUCUUUCCCUCGGAGCAUCUCGAUUCCGUACCACGAGUUUUCGAACGCGUGAUUUCUUCUCUUUCUUAAAUACCGUCUAUACGACGUGGCGGACUGUCUUACCGAUACGCCGGUAACGAGUAACGCGGUGCACGGAUCGAGCGAAGGAAACUCGUUUUCCACAAACACCGAAAACAAUCUGCGAAUUAUCGUCCGAUCGGUCGUCGUUUUACCUCGUCGGGAUACUCUUCCGUGCAAAAGGUUUUCUUUCCUCCGCGUUGCGUCUCGCGACUCCGAAAGGUUCGUACGAAUAAAAUUCGCGAGAUCGAGCCGAAUUCAGGCGAAUUCCUUCUCUCCACCUUACGAGACGACGAAGCGAGUGAUCGCGUCGCGUACCUAUCCUCCGGUCGACAUCUACCACUCUCGCUCGUAUUCGUUUUCGCGGAUUCUCUGUCGCGUGCUUUUUCGCUGGCCGAAACGAUCGUCUCGUUCGGCGAGGAAUCAGCGGGCCGAUGUCCGUUCCGAUUCGGUCUCGCAAUUUGCAAGAGUCGCGAUCCGCUCGAGGAACGCGUUCGGAAACGACGCGACCAGCCGUAAGCGAACAAAUAUAUUUUUCUUCCGCGAAUAUGUUCGACCGAUCGCUGGUCGCCCGUCGUUUGAUAAAUUCGCGAUAGCGUCGACAGCGACAGCGUCAACGACGGACACGGUAAGAAACGAUUGCGGGGAAACUCGGCGAACGCAAUGUGAUAUACGCGUACGUCGAAAUUGAAAUCCGAUUUCUCGACACACGGUGCUUUUUUACGUUACGAAUACUGUACGCUAGCCAGGCUCGAUGCGCUGUACAGAGUUUGCCGAGACGUCGAACGACAAAUCGUUCGAAACGAGCGAAAUUAUCGAAUAGCGCGCUACGAUAAGUACGUGGCGAUGUCGAACUCUAGUUACUUAGACAACCAUUUAAGGGUAUAUGGGAUAUUUCUAAUAUUUUUAAGCAGCGAUCGUUUCUUAAAUGCGCACGCGCACACAUACAAACACAAACAAACAGACACAAAGAGACACACAGACACACAAAGAGCGAAACAGCAGCGCGUUUCGGUAGAGAUCCACGAAGCGAACGCGGCCGAGGCGAGAACCGAAUCGACGAUGCGAACGGGGUUCGCUGUCCUCGAGACGCGUUCCCUUCGUCGAACGCAAUUUUUCGAGAAUGCUGAAGGAUGUAUUAUAUCGGAUACGAAUUACGUUGUGGCUGAGUGUACGUAGACCGAAAUGACAUUUAUGUAGCGUUAUGUAUAAAGGCGCGAGAAGAUUUUUGUAUAAAACGUGUACAUAAUUAAUAUAUAUGCAUAUAUAUAUAUCAUAUAUAUUAUACAUAUAUAUAAUAUAUAUAUAUAUAUAAAAUAUAUAAAAUACAGAUAUAAAUACGAUUAUAAAUACGAACGUAAGCGCGAAUAUAAACCACGAAUAUACGUCUAAAUGUAAAGAAAUAUAUAUGUCAGAAUUACA
This is a messenger RNA of Bombus pascuorum, 3910 nucleotides long. RefSeq names its product nuclear receptor subfamily 2 group F member 1-A (gene svp). The record is from RefSeq and is a predicted model, not a curated record. The transcript is spliced from 4 exons. NCBI's taxonomy places the organism in Eukaryota, Metazoa, Arthropoda, Insecta, Hymenoptera, Apidae. Gene Ontology annotation, biological process: anatomical structure development; regulation of transcription by RNA polymerase II; cell differentiation. Gene Ontology annotation, molecular function: RNA polymerase II cis-regulatory region sequence-specific DNA binding; nuclear receptor activity; zinc ion binding. The coding region runs from base 240 to 1613 and encodes 457 amino acids.